AUGAAACGACCAGCUCUAAUUUUUCUAAUCUUGUCGAUAUCUUUGGCACAGCGCCACGAAUAUGAAGAUGAACAUGUGAGGGCAAUUGGGAAGUUGACCUGCAAUGGGGAACCCUAUGAGGGUGCAAAAGUGCGGCUUUAUGACGAGGACUUUGUCACCCCUAACGAUCAACUUGCCGAAGUCAUCACCGAAGAGUCCGGAACUUUUGACGUUGAGGCGACGACCAGCCAGUUGACCUGGCUGAACCCUGUGCUGACUAUUCUACAUCGCUGCAAUCUUACCAAAUACUAUUAUAUCUGCUACUUGAAAGUGGAAUUCCCGAUCCCGACCAAGCAUAUUGGCAGGGGAAGAGGUGCAAAAGCUGAGCCCUAUAACCUCGGCACCUUGGAGCUGAAAAACCGGGCCCGCGACCUAUCCUGCAUGAGCUUUUGGUUU
Molecule: messenger RNA, 435 nt
Organism: Mesorhabditis spiculigera
Lineage: Eukaryota; Metazoa; Nematoda; Chromadorea; Rhabditida; Rhabditidae
Source: the annotation of a GenBank genome assembly